UUGUAGGGUACGGUGGGAAAGUGGAGAAUUUCGGAAGGGGCACCUCGGGCUCACGUUUCGCUUUUCCUAUCGAUUUUCUCCUUAAUCAAAUAUUGUUUUCUCGUUUAAUUACUGUCUUUUAAUUGGUCCUGGUAUUUAUUUUUUAUUGUUUAUUUUUUUUUUUUGCAAUUUAUCACGGGUGUAUUUUGUGCGUGUGUCGAGGUCGUCUUGCAGGCUUGGUUUGAUCGGUCCGGUAGUUGAGUUGUUAUUUAAUUUAGCGUGUUUUUUUAUGUAUUGUUGUUUUUGUUGUUCAAAAUGGUAAGGGUGAACGCUUAAAUUGUUUGUUUUUUGCUUGUUUUUGUACGGGAGGUUAGAAAUUGUGUAGAGUAUAGGGUGGUGCACAUGCGGGUCGGCCCGUAGACAGCGUCUUCAGCCACCAGCCAGUGUCGAACCUUCUGGCCUCCGGUUCAGUUCGGGAUGCUCAAAAGACUCUCGGAAAUCCGGCGAAAGCCCGACUCGACCGUCCAGGACGUCGCGUUGGCUGCCGUAGAACAGAUCUCCGCCUCCGGACGUUGUGCUGACGCCGCCCGCGUCUCUCGGCCGCUCGUCAAACUGUACGGCUUCAGCCUGCAGACGUGCGAGUCCGUCCUGGACGCCCUCCUCGCCGAAGGCAAGGUCGUCAAGGCGGAAAGGGCCGGAAAGCCGGUCUACAGGAAGGUCUCAUGGGAUUCGAUCGCGUCCUGCGGCGUCAGGGCGUCCGAGGGGAAAAUCGCCGCCGCCUGGGACUCUAUGCAGAAAGAAGACGCCACACUCGAAGAAUUGGGCGCUUUCUUGGUCGAAAACGACGUCUGCAAAGACAGAGAUGAGAUCCUCGACGUUAUAAGGGAGGAGGCGAUGGAUGAUAAACUCACCCUCAUCGACCUGGGUGAUGUAACGGGAGAGGAAUCUUCUGAGGAAGACUGUCAGGAACAAGACGUCCCCGAUAUAGACCUCGUCAAAAAAGAAAAGAUUGAUAAUGAAGGAACUGAAGGAACAUGCAUCUUUAAAGAAAUCCUUGAAGAGAUCCCGGAGUCGCAAAAGAGAAAAGAUUUGUCUUUUCAGGAGGAGGUAAUAGAUGUGAGUUCGGACAGCAGCACCAUCGGCCCGACACGCAAGAGGCGCAAGCUUAAACAAUCGUCCAAACCUGUUUCGUUGAGCGGUGACGACUCGAGCUGUCAGGAGGCGAAGGAGAAGACGAAAGAGAAGGCUGAAAGCGAGGAGGAGCUUAACGAAGAAGACCUUGACUCGGAAGGCGACGGUGAUGAUGAAACGAGACAGAACGUCGACGGACUCUACAAACCGUCGAUACGCAUCAAAAAGGUCCCGAACCAGCCUCUGAAAAAAAGCGGACGCGUAAGGAGCAAACGGUAUGAUUCAAACGAGUAUGUGUUCCCGUCCUUGAAGAAAAAAUCUAACAGGAGGAGGUGUAUGAAAUCUGAGAACGCCGAAGGCAAGACGAUCUACUCAGAGUUCCCAAAGAGGAGGUGUGGUCUUCAGAAGUGUUCGAUAUGCCGCGAGCCAUGCCGACUCUCCGAAUCGCCUGUGAGGUGCAGGCUGUGCAAAUCGUUCGCCCACUCAUCGUGUGUCGAACAGGAACAGCUGUUAUUCAUGAGCGAGCCGUACGACCGGACAGCCUGGUACUGCUCGCACUGCCGGGCUGACAAACCGGCCAACUCUUUCAAGGCAACAUGCGUAUCAUGCGUAAUGCCAACUAAUAAGUGGUUAGGUUCUCUCGUUAAAUGCCUUUCCUGCGGCGACCACUAUCACAAGACUUGCAUCUCACCCAGGAUCACCAACAUGAUGAUCGGAUCCUGGCAGUGCAAGAACUGCGCCGAAAAAAAAGCUGUGAAAGAGGUAACGAUAGCUACGAAGGGCGUCGUAAGCUCAAAUACAGUUGUGAUAAAAGGCCUCCAUCACAUGGUGUCGCCUGAGGCGAUCAAAACUGAACUGACACGCAAAGGUUAUAACGUCAAAAAAUGCGUCAAUGCCAUAUCCAGGUUCAAGACCCCGCUCAACAUGUUCUUCGUCGUCCUUGAAGACUCAAGCUACAACGACAAGAUCUUAGGUAUAAAUCGUCUCCUCCAGUCGAACGUCAAAGUCCUCCGGCCUUUUCAGCUCAAGUCAAAUUCAAUAAAUUCGGAAGAAGGCAAGGAGAAAAUGAUGCUGAUGGGCAUGGCGGACGAGGCGAGCAGCAGUUCGAGCGAAGACAUCAAGUCGAAGCGCAUGGAAGUCCAGAGGAAGGCGAGAAUGCAAAUAGAAGAACGUCCCGUACCUGACCCCGACGUUCCGGACCCAACGCUCUGGACAACCGAGGAAGUCGCAGACUACUUCGCAACGUACUUUGACGACAACGUGUCCAAAACUUUCAUCGAACAAGACAUUGAUGGGUAUGCACUGAAGCUGAUGAAAAGGUACGACGUCCUCAAAGGCAUGGGGUUCAAGCUCGGCCUCGGCCUGCGUGUCCUAUUCCACGUCAAACGACUCCAGAUACGUACAAACGACCGUACCAUAAUAUGGGCCGACGAGAGUUGAAACUGAAGUUUAAACUCGACCCACCCUACUGUGAGCGUGGGAUGAGAAAACAAACCACAUUGUGAUAUGUUAAUAUGUUGAUAUGUUGAUUUUAACUCGUAUUUAAAAUAUAUAAAUAUAAAAAGACAUUUUAGUGAUCAUAGAAAGAAGAAAAACA
Messenger RNA from Cimex lectularius (bed bug), 2707 nucleotides. RefSeq lists its product as uncharacterized. The transcript is spliced from 8 exons. The record is from RefSeq and is a predicted model, not a curated record. The coding region runs from base 457 to 2550 and encodes 697 amino acids. Lineage: Eukaryota; Metazoa; Arthropoda; Insecta; Hemiptera; Cimicidae.